Megachile rotundata (alfalfa leafcutting bee) is the source of this 2942-nucleotide messenger RNA. RefSeq lists its product as uncharacterized. The record is from RefSeq and is a predicted model, not a curated record. Lineage: Eukaryota; Metazoa; Arthropoda; Insecta; Hymenoptera; Megachilidae.
GUGAGUUAAACCUCGGUAGUAGUACGCUCGACGUCAGCGUGGACGUUCGACGUUUCCUCUCGAGUCAGUCUUCUUCCUCCGGGUCAUCGUUGUCCUUUCCCUCGAAACCAUCAGUAACACGAUUCGUUUCGCGAUCGAAGGUGUCGUUAUCGAAAUCCUGUCUCACAUCGAGGAAAUUAUUCUUUCUGGUGAUUUUCGAGUUUCCGGAGAAGAAUAUCUGUGAUCGGUGAAUUAGCUUUGGAAAUCUUCUGGACACUGCGUUUCUCGAGAACUUUUUCCGCAGACGCGAGGGAACUUUUCACGGACAAUGGGAACAAUGAGGAACAAUUUCGCGACGGUCUUUGUGCUUCUCGUCCUGAUGCUCUCAACGAGUCAAUCUCUUCCUCACGGCUACAAAAAUUCACCCAACAGAAACAGUUUGGAAGCUUUGGCUCGUGAUGCGAGGUCGAAUUCGAUCUACAAUUGCUUGUUCAUUGAUCGGAAUCUACCGAUCUGCGAUGUCGAACGGAUGUUAACAUCGAACGACGAGAUAACAGAACCAUCAUACGAAUCACCCAGUGGUAUAGAUUUUGACAAACACCUUGUGAGACGCUCGAGGAGAAACGCCGACGCUUCCGCUGCAGAACGCGUCGUAGUUUACGCCAUAGAAGGCUGUAUACCAUCCAGCAUACCCAUCUCGUUACCUUCCUGCGACGGAAUCUCCUUGGAUAAAAUCGUGGAUGUGCAAAGAAUUCGUCCGUUCGCUGUGAAGGGUGUGAAGCAGCCGUCGUUAGUGUUUCCAGAAUUCAAUUACCGCAGAUGGUUGCGGAUGAUGACUCGAUUGCAAAAUCACAUUUCGUCGAACAAACAGGACGAACAACAGAACGAGAAUUUCCCCAAGGAAAUACACGUCAAAGUCUCUCAGGAUCGUAAAGACAAGCUGCCGAACGUAGCAACGACAACUCAGACAAUGUCAAACGUAAUGAGCAGUGCGGAGCAAUCUGGAAACACUAAAACACUGGAAGAGAACGAGUCACGAGAGUCCUCUUCAUCCAGCAUCGAAAACAAUAAUUCAAAACUGUCCGAGGUAUCGAGUGACGCGGAAUUAUCGUCGGCUAACUCCGAAGAAGGUUCUAACAUAAAAAGCCAAAAAAUAGAGAAACACGGAGAAGCGAUGAAUAAUGGAGAUGUCUGGAACCGUAGCGAAAAUCAGCUCGCAAUUCCAUCGAUUCCGAUGGUUUCCUCUGUAGAGCAAUCGAACAGUUUUAUGUCGACAGAUAGAGGCUUCUACAAGCACAUCUCUUUGAAUGACCCCUCAAAUCACCUUGGACGUGCCGGCAAUUCCAGGAGUUUCCUCUACUUCCAAAACGGUGAGGAUGAGUACAACGCGAUCGAGAACGAUUCGGGUGAUUUAAAUUUGAUCGAGGAGAAAAUUUUUAGGAGGAGACGGGAAGCGAGAUUGUCGAACGGUUUGGUGCAGGAAAUUGUCGACGAGCCUAAGACACAGGGAAUUGCCGGUAAAUCGAGCUCGCAGCGGUUUCAAGAUGGCGGAGCGAAGCAAACCGUCAACGAACAGAAACACCAAGAUUCGGAGCAAGAAAUUGUUAAGGAAGUUUCAGCGAUUCCCGAAAGAGCACCGAAACCUGACAACUCGCGUUUGAAGGCAUUUUUAGCGAGCAGAAAAGCGUCGUGGAGAAGGGCCCUGUUGAAGGAAGCUGCCUUGGGAAAGAAACAUCGAAACUACAUGGAAAUGCCUUGCAACGGACAAUAAAAUGGUUGAGACAUAUUUUAGAAUAUUAAACGGAGAAUUAUUAAGAUAGAGGACCAUGGCAAUUCCAAGUAAACGGAUGUGCGAUGAUUUAUUUUUUUAGCUUCGACUAAUUACGGAAUUGCGGAACAUUGCGAUAAUCUACAGAGAACGUUGUACUGUUGGAUGUAGAACGAAAUUUAGGAUAUUCUUUUUUAGUAGAAAUUCUUGUUUUUAAGGCAUUUUGAUGUAGGGUUAUGUGAGAUUUUGUGAGAGGCGGAGAUUGCCUUAGGGUUGCCUCUGUCUCGUUAGAUUUUUAUGACUUUAAAUUAGAUAAACUUGUUUAACAAUAAACCGCAAAAGAUUUAGCAUCCAAUAGAAUUCUGACACAUUGUUUCCCGACAAGACAAGAAUUCCGGGAGGGAAAACCACCGAAACGCGAACGAUUAACAAAUUCGCAAAAUUCCGCGAUUCCAUCGAGGAACUCUGGCGGCGAAUGUAAUAUAACUUUUAAAUUAGUUGCUCGAACGAAACGUCAACGCGAUUACGUUGGUAAAAUUUCACAGAUAAAAGCUCGCGAAUAACGAUGUACUCCGCGUGUGUCGUGUGUGUAUACGUAUGCAUGUAAACGUGUGCAUGUGUGUGUGUAUUUAAUCCUGUCGCUGCAAAGUUUGUACACACAGGCGUUCGAAAAAUGGCCGACCAUCUGCUAAAAGAGCAAGCGUAUUUCAUGCUACACGAUCAUUUCUAUCAUCGUUUGUACAAUGUGUCUGCACCGUGUGCAUACAUUUCAUUAUUCCUUAAACCAUUGCACAGGAAAAAAAAUAGAAAACCACUGAUAUGUAAAAAUUGUUUCGAUUUCAUUUCUUUUGUAGUUGCACCUUUUGCACGGUGUCGAAAGGUUUUGAUUAACGUUAAAGUUAAGAUUAGUGAUAAGCGAGAAAAUAGAAUGACACGAGAAAAUAGUAAUUGUAUGAAGAACCGAGGAUAAAUUGAUACCGGUAUCUUCGUCGCAUGAUCUCAAAGGAAGCAUGAUUUAUCAUGGAAUUAGAGAACGCCAAUUACAUAUGUGAUACAUAAGUUAAGGUGUUAAGACAUACAUAAUUAGCUGGAGUAGUUUUUAAGUUAGCCUCGGAAUAGUUAUACUUUAUAUAAUUUUUGUUUACUGAUGUACGCAAGGAACGUAAGGUAUAAAUAAAGUGUGUUACGAAGGAAA